Paramuricea clavata is the source of this 8815-nucleotide messenger RNA. Lineage: Eukaryota; Metazoa; Cnidaria; Anthozoa; Malacalcyonacea; Plexauridae. The record is from the annotation of a GenBank genome assembly.
AAAUACGAGAAAUACUAUGAUGAAUUUCAAAGCAAUUUUCAAAUAAAAACCAUGUUUAAAAGAUUCCGAAAAAAGGUUUGUAUGCCUUGUAAAUAAUGUAGAAUAUUACUUCGCAUUUAAAAGAUUAAAACAGGUUGUUUUGUUGCUCUUUUGAACAUAUCUGUUUAGCUGUUUGAGUCACGCUUAAUAAUCGUUGCUCAUUUUGAAUUUUCCAGGAUGCGAAAGCAGAAGAAUCCAGCGUUGAUGCAGACGAUAAACUCGGAAAUUCUGUAAGUCCGACUUGUGUAUGUGUGUAUUCUUUGCAUCCUUGCUAAAUAAAGCGUCGAUUAGGCUUGCUGCAUGUUUUAUUUUACAUUGUUUUUAUUUGUUUAUUUACACCGGAAAUUCUUGAAUGCAUAUUAUUGACAUUGUGACAUUUUGAUUGUUGCAAUCCGAAUUUUUUAAAGAAUGUACUGUACAUCUUGUUAAAGAUUGACAAUAGUUGCAAGACUUUGCCUUUGACCAGCAGAAUUGUCUGGCACAUUGCAUUUGGGUGCAUUGCAGGUUAACCAGACUGGGCGCGGCAGCCCUCGAUCUCCCCUUGCCGAGUAAAAUCUUCUGGUGUUAGACAGAGUAAAAUAAUGCUGCAAUGCACCCAAAUGUGCCCUACUUUAUUAUUUUUCUCUAUCUAAUGCCAGACGAUUUUAUUAGAGUCUUGCACAUUAGCGAGCUAAGCAAGCAAGCGAUGAUUUUUUGUCAACACGGACGUCAGAAUGCCGGGACGGAGGACUGGAUUAAAAACUGUGUUUGUAUCAGUUUGUGGUAACGUUAAACACAUCUGACAAAACAUAAGAUUUUUAAAGUUUUUUGCUUCCUUACACGAGCGCUAUGAUUCAAAAUGCCGCCAAAAGUAGUUAAUUAAACCAAUCUUUCGGGUGAUGUCUGUGUUGACAAAGACGUCACUUGCUUAAAGAUGAUGUCCACUCCUGUGCGCAUGUGCGAACUUUGUUUACAUUCUGAACUGCUAUAUUUGUAAAAUAUGAUAUACUAACUGAAUGCCUAACACUUUUCUGGUUAAAUUUAUGUGGUGUUUCCACAAACAAAACUAAAUUUUAUCGACAUGCAAACAUACAAAGAACUUAUAAAUUAAUAUAAAUUCUACGUUUCAAUUCAAUUUGGGCAUUGUUUAUAUCUGGGGGUUCCCCUUUGUUAUGAGCAGAACUGAUGCGCAGAACAGAGUGGAAAUCAUCUUUAAGUUUGCUAUUAAUGGGGUAAUGCAGUAGGAUAGACCUUACCAAUUAUUCUCAUUCACACAAUGGCCUUGUUUUCAUGUCAAAUACUUACUCAUGUUUUGUGCUUAGGCCACAUAAAAAAUUACUUGUUUAGCGUCCCCGCCCGACCUGAUAAAAUUCCCCGACCUCCAAUUUUAAAAUUUUUUUUCUCCAAAAUCUGUCCGAGUUUAGUGCAAAAACUCUCUAUAAGAAAGACUGUUUUACUUGAAAAAAUGGUGAUUUUAUUCUUCCGGGAGCUAUGUAAUAUGUUUCAUGAAGUAUUUCCUUCCCAGAAUAUGCCUGUUCGCAGGUAAAGUGUUCGUGUGUGGCCGCUUCGGACGCCAAAUUGUAAUUUUCUGUUUAAUUAAAAACAUGAAUGGUAUUAAAAAACAUGAACGGAUUUUGAAAGAAUUAAAGUGAGUUUUGACUGGGGUAGUAUACUGGAUUUCCUGCAUUUAGCAGAAUUUUGUGUUGCAUUCUACGAAAAAAAAAAAAACCAAAAAACCCGCCGGCCCGAUCUAGAAAAAUUAAAAUGGGUGGACGCUAAACAAGUAAUAAUUUUUUAUGUGACCUUAGUAGGGUUGAAAAUUACUUUGUUAUUGAGCCUAAGAACAGCAAGAAACAAAUUUGUCCGGGAAAACACGGGAAUAUAAUCUUUAUCUGCCCCCGACAUGCUAAAAUAAGUUAACAUGGAAACAAGGCCAUUGGGUAAAAGAGGAUAAUCGGUAAGAUCCAUUAACUAGAACUGACACUCUCGCAUCAUUUUCCAGGGUUUUAUAUGUUCGUCAUGCUACUGGGGUUUCUUAAAUGCCGAAGAUCUUCAAGCACAUUGGGACAAAGAACACACUGAAGCACAGGUUACAGAAAGUUCAGAAACAGCCUCAAAGGUGCAGUGAAUAAGGACAAUACUACUGUAGAUAGGUUUCAGCAAGCAAGAGCAGCUGCAAAAAUUUGACUAUAGGCUGUCGGGAAAGAAUCGAACCUGUGACCCUGUGAUUCCAGUGCACAGUGGCGUAGUGCUCAUUGGUUAGGGUUAGUUCAAAGGAGCCUCAUCAGCCACAGUCUAUCGCCCAGAAAAUUAGAAAACGUAAAAAAUGCAGGUGAAGAAUCAAUGGGGAAAUGCGAAAUUAAUAAUGCUAAAUAAUCAAGCAUCCAUCGACGACGGUAGCUGAUUUUUUAAUUCCAACUCAAAUUAAACAAAAGUUAUUCUUAACAGUUAUGUUGGAGACUGUUAUUGUCAUUGUUAUAGACACGGAAUUUUCCAGAACAUUCUAUAAAUGUUCAAUAUAAAUAUAAUAUUUCAGUCAAACAAUGACAACAGGGGCCCCCACUCCGAAUAUGCCUAAGGGCCCCCUCUUCGUCCGUUACGCCACUGCCAGUGCAGCGCUCGAACCAACUGAGCUACAGAGGCCACAGGGUUUGUACAAAAUCCUUGAAAGUCCUUGAGUUUAUAAAGAAGUGCUUGAAAGUACUUAAAUUGUUCUUGCUUUUAAUGGACCAUUUGCAUUAUAGACUAAAUUUUGAUCUAGACAAAAAUUUCAUCACAGCUUGAAAGAGCAUCACAAAAUUAGUAAUAUUCCAAAGUUUCGUUGCGAAAUGUUGUAAAAUGCGGAUAAUACAGCCAUGCGAAGUUUGCCGCUUUUCAGUCAUUUUGUAUUACGCACGAGAAAUUGACAGCCCAAUAGGGUGUUGGGGCAUCAAUUUUCCCGUUUGUAAUACAAAAUGACUGAAAAUUGCAAAUUUCGCAAGGCUAUAUUAUCCGCAUUUUACAACAUUUCGCAACGAAACUUUGGAAUAUUACUAAUUUUGUGAUGCUCUUUCAAGCUGUGAUGAAAUUUGUGGUGAUUUUCUGAAAUUGUUUGGCAUUAAGAAUUGGACAUUUUUGUAAAUUGAUUUUGUUCAUGUCUUAAGGACCAUUUACACGGGCGAUUUUUGCUGCGAUUUCAGUUGCGAUUUUCACCUUUUGGAGGAUGUGAAGGAGUAGAUCUGUUAUAAAUGUUCCAGGUUAUAAAAUCUCAUAACAACAUCAUUAAGUAAUCUACUUCUUCACAUCCUCCAAAAGGAGAAAAUCGCAACUAAAAUCGCAGCAAAAAUCGCCGGGUUUAAACGGGCCUUACAAAGGCCAAAGCUGUUUGAAAUUUAUUAAAGUUGCCGUUCGAACAAUGGACCUUUCCCCUUAUAACUAAAAUUUUGAUCUAGACAAAAAUUUCAUUACAGCUUGAAAGAGCAUCACAAAAUUAGUAAUACCGAAGUUUUGUUGCGAAAUGUUGUAAAAUGCGGAUAAUAUAGCCUUGCGAAAUUUGCAAUUUUCAGUCAUUCUGUAUUACAAACGGGAAAUUGAUGCCCCAACACCCGAUUGGGCUGUCAAUUUCCCGUGCGUAAUACAAAAUGACUGAAAAACGGCAAACUUUACAAGGCUAUAUUAUCCGCAUUUUACAACAUUUCGCAACGACACUUUGGAAUAUUACUAAUUUUGUGAUGCUCUUUCAAGCUGUGAUGAAAUUUUAAUGACCUUUAUUGUCAACUUUUCAAAAUUUGCAGCCGACUCAAAAUACAUCGGCGGUGAUAAAAAAUGGACAGGACUCAUCUAAAAUUUGGAGCGAACGUACGGGCUCUCUGUUGUCGUUCGAUGAGGAGUCACACACCAGAACGAAUGCUGAAGAUAUGUCGUUACUCGACACUACUUUGAAAGAUUUGGAAGAGAAGUCGACGGAAGUGGUCGCAUUACAACGUGAAAUUAAUGACAUUAAUGCUGCUUUGAAGGUAUUUUGAAGAAUGAGAAAUCCAGUACGGCAAUACUCCAAUUAGUGAAUAGACAAUUCCCAUUAUGGACUAAUAUUAAAACUAGGCAAGGAGAUGUAAUUCAAUCACCACAGCUAGAAAGAGCAUACUAAAAUGAGUAGAAUUGCAAAGUUUGGUUGCGAAAUGUUGUAAAAUGCGGAAAAUAUAGCGUUGCAAAUUUUGUAUACUUUUGUAUUGCUUGCGGAAAUUGCUACCACAUUUGGGGCGAAAAUAGUAUCAAUUUCCGCACGCAAUACAAAAGUGUACAAAAUUUGCAAAAUUUGCUAGGCUAUAUUUUCCGCAUUUUACAACAUUUUGCAACUUUGCAAUUGUACUAAUUUUAGUAUUCUCUUUCUAGCUGUGGUGAUUUAUUUGCAUUUCCUUGCCUAGUUUUAAAAUUAGUCUAUAAUGGGAAUUGUCUAUUUGCUACAUACAUAUAUACAUAUAGAAACACACAAUUUUUAACAAACCUGCAGCAGACUUGUAGCAAUGCUGUUCCAACAACUUGUCAACAGGAUGUGUUCGCACUGCUUGUUGACAAGUUGUCAAUUCCUUGUUGACAACUUGCUACAAGGUUGUUGAGCUCAACAGACUUGUUACAAGUUGUUCCAACAACUUGUUAUCGACCUGAAAUUCAACAAUUUGUCAACAAGUUGUGAGUGACAAGCUUGUAGCAACUUGAUAAAAUAACAGCAUUGUCACAACUUGUUGACAAGCUUGCUACAAGCCUGUUGCGAACACAUCUUGUUGACAAGUUGUGGAAUCCUAAAAUAGUCUUUUUAGUUUAAGUGUUCUUCGUAACAGCUAGUUUAUAAACAUGGAAAUAUUGUCUGGAUCAAUAAGGGUUUUCCUUGAUACAAACCAAAAUAGUAAUCUAGACUUUAACCCUGGAGGAUUAACGCUAAGUAAACCAGCUUCGAAACAAGCGGCGCCAUAACUGGAAAUUAUGCCUCGUUGAACACGGCUCUGCUUAGAAAAUUGAUUUUGUUUUUUCUUAGGAGGAGAAAUGGUACAGCAGCGCGCUGAAGGAAGAAGUAGACAAACUCGAAGCUGAGAAACAGGAAAGACUCGAAGCUUUUCAAAACUUGGAACAGGUUUGUUUUAAUCAUUGUAAUUCUAGGAAGCUGCGUUUCAAAAAUAGGCAUUUGAUUUGUGCUUAAAAUUUUCAGAUGAAAAGCAAUCACGCGGCAGUUACGUAGGUCCUGUUCAAAUGCCAGAACUCCCUUUUCAAAUGCCAAAAUGGCAGAAAUCCGUUUUCAAAUAGCAAAACUCCGUUUUCAAAUGCCAAAACUCCCUUUUCAAAUGCCAAAACUCCUUUUUCAAAUGCCAGAACUCCGUUUUCAAAUGGCAGAACUCCGUUUUCAAAAGCCAGAACUAUCUUUUCAAAAGCCAAAACUCUGUUUUCAAAUGCCAAAACUCUGUUUUCAAAUGCCAAAACUCUGUUUUCAAAUGCCAGAACUCCCUUUUCAAAUGCCAGAAAUCCCUUUUAAAAUGCCGAAACUCGGUCCCUUUUCAAAUGCCAAAACUCCGUUUUCAAAUGUCAGAACUCCCUUUUCCAAAACCAAAACUCCCUUUUCAAAUGCCAAAACUCCCUUUUCAAAUGCCAGAACUCCCUUUUCAAAUGCCAAUACUCCCUUUUCAAAAGCCAGAACUCCCUUUUCAAAAGCCAGAACUCCCUUUUCAAAAGCCAGAACUCCCUUUUCAAAUGCCAGAACUCCCUUUUCAAAAGCCAGAACUCCCUUUUCAAAUGCCAAAACUCCAUUUUCAAAUGCCAAAACUCUGUUUUCAAAUGCCAAAACUCUGUUUUCAAAUGCCAAAACUCCGUUUUCAAAUGCCAAAACUCUGUUUUCAAAUGCCAUUACUACAUAUAAUAACCAAUUACGCAUUCUGAUUGCCUUAGAGCGAAAUCGUUAACGAAUGCGCUGAUUGGUCGAGAACGAAAUCCACACUUGUUUCGGAAGAGUCAAAUUGCAAGCUCGUUUUAUUGUUGACGUUUCUUUCUUUAUUCUCUAAAGGAAAAGCACAAAUGUACGAAGGAAUUUGAAGAAAAACUAAAGUUGUCUGAACAGGAGAAAACGACGGGUAUAAUCAAUUGUUCAUUCAUGUCGGUUAUGAUAUAAUAUACAGCCAAUUCAAAAAAGGUUGUCCUUUGCGAACGUUUAAACUCCUUAAACCUUAAACACUAAGCGCGCAAAGUUUAAUGGGAACACAAGUUUCAAGCUCAGUAGUUGAAUAUUGCAGCUAUUUGUGAAUUAUUAAUGAGUUUUAUAAGGUUUGCAAAGGACAAUCUUUUCUGAAUUAGCUAUGUACUCCUCUCCUUUAUAACAUAACAACAUUACAACCUUUCUUGCAGAAGUCAACGAAUUGAAACAAAACUUAGUGCAUGCUUUGGAGGCAAAGUCAGGCAGCCAGGAGGAACAGCUCUCAUUGGUUCAGAAAUCUUCGGAAAUGAACUCGGAACUCGUCGCCUUACAGUCGAAACUCAAAGACGAAGAACAGAAACGCAUUUCACUUGAGAAAUCUUGUGAAGGAAUGAAGGUAUGGAUGAAUAAAGGAAUAUCAAAUGGAUUUCUGUGAAGGAUAGCGUCAUCCAUGCACGGGGGAUGUUACGAGACUUUCGGAAAGCGUAAAACUCUCGAGCCGGUUCCAAGUGUUUUUCUUAAGCCCAUUGUCCGCUCGGCGAAUUUGUUCGCGCCAAGCGAAGCGAAAAACAAACCUUGGCAGUGUGAUUGGUCAGCAAAAUAAUUCGCCGCGAAACGUUAGGUACUAGAGAGUUUGGCAACCUAGUACGGCAAAGGCAACGGGGAAAAUAUAAUUGCUUAUAUUGUUGUAUUUGAGCCAAAGUAUACGUUACUACACUUAAUUUGCUUCCUGUUUCUUUCAAACGUAAAAAUAGUCCGCGAAUUCAAAUAAAACACCUCAAAUAACAUCGAACGAAUUAACCGUUGCCGUAGUCAUGCACCGUGAAAAUGAUGCAAAUCACGUAUUAGUUUCAACAACUACAGCAUUGCACAACGCUUAAGAUCAUGUGAUUUACAUUCGCCUUUGUCUUCGAGGAUUAAUGCUAUUGUCGAUGACCAUAUUGCCGUUGCCUUUGUAUUUGCCAAACUCUCUAAAUUCGAGGCGAUAGCCGCGAGUUUUAUAUCGAUGAUAAAGCACAGACUGUGAUGUUUAAAUGGUUUAAAAACGACCUAUCUAUCUUUUGAGUUUUUUGGCGAAAUAAUUUUAAAAUAAACGUUGUCUAAGCCGAGAAAAUCAAAGUUAAAGUUUACACCAACAUGGUAGCGAUUUCCUUUGUUUUUUCUUUAUGAAUAAUUAAUGAGUUUGUAACUUUAUUUAAACGGUUAACUUUAUUAACUUUAUCAUAACUUUAUUUGUUAACUUGUCUCUCAAAAAUCUCACAUCUUGUAGCAAGUCUGCCAACAAGCCGUCAACAAGUUGUGUUCGCACUGCUUGUCCCAAGUUGUCAACAAGUUAUUAACAGCUUUCACAACACUUGUUGCAAGGUUGUUCCAACAAGUCCGAUACAGUUAUGAUAUAACAAUAUUGUUACAACCUCGUGUCGUCAACCUUGUAACAUUCUUGUUAUAUCAUGACUGUAUCAGAUUUGUUAGAACAACCUUGUAACAAGUCUGAUAAUCCCAUCAAGCUUGUUACAAGUUGUUAAAAGAUUGUUCCAAACUUGUUACAAGUGAACAGAUUUGUAACAACUUGUUCCCAGACCUGUAACAACUUGUGCGUUUUUACGUGUGUGUAUACUGUUAACAUCACUCGUUAAAAUGUUUUCAUUGUCAUGGUCAUUUUUUGUGCAGGAAGAAUUGGAGGAUAAAUCGAAAACAAUCGGUGAUUUAGAGACACAGCUGGGACAAAGGUAUGUAGCACACGCGUCUAUUAUUUCAGGAAAGUUUAAUACAGGACUCAAAAUACAUCAACGUAUGUCUUGACAAAUUAUGUGGCAGCGCAAAUGAAUAAGGGAUUUGUUGUUGUAGAUUUUGAGUUUGAAUUUUAUACAUAAAAUUCAUCAAUGAGGCCACAUAAACAAACCCCUUCUAAUCCAAAUCCAGAUGAAUGAGAGUUCCCAAAAUCCAAAUGAAUUAGGGCGAACAAUGUCUGUUUUUGAACGGCCAAAAUGACCCACUCUGAAUGGCAUAAAGGGUAGAAUUAAUGGGUGACUCCAGCUAUACACUAAAUUUUGAUCAAGGCAAAAAGAACGAAAUGCAACACCACAGCUAGAAAGAGCGCCUUAGAAUGAGUAAAACUGCAAAGAUUGGUUGCUAAAUGUUGUAAAAUGAAGAAAAUAUAUAGCCCUGUGAAGUUCGCAAAUUUUGUAUAUAUUUGUAUUACGCACGGUAAAAAUAAUCACUUUCGGCUCAAAAAUGGUUAUUUUUCCCGCGCGUAAUGCAAAUAUAUAUACAAAAUGUGCGAACUUCACAGGCUAUAUUUUCUUCAUUUUACAACAAUUCGCAACCAAACUUUGCAAUUUUACUCAUUUUAGGAUGCUCUUUCCAGCUAUGGUAAUGGAUUUCGUUCUUGUCUAGAUCAAAUGGAAUCAUCCAUUUGGGAUUUUUGUGAACCGUAUCACUUUUGCUAACAUGGCAUUUUCCCUUCCUUAGGCCGACCGCUGAGCAUGUAUCGUCUUUGCAGACGCACAUCAACUCCCUGGAGGAACAGCUGAAAAACACGAAACAGGAGAAAGAGAGCGAGAGACUGGAACUGAGUGAAAAAUAUCAGAAUACUGUUGAAACUACUAAAAGGUCGAAUACUUGUAUUCAUGUCAUAGCAUA